This is a messenger RNA of Ornithorhynchus anatinus (platypus), 3492 nucleotides long. RefSeq names its product hepatocyte nuclear factor 4 alpha (gene HNF4A). Bases 82 to 1482 code for a protein of 466 amino acids. Gene Ontology annotation, molecular function: zinc ion binding; RNA polymerase II cis-regulatory region sequence-specific DNA binding; nuclear receptor activity. The transcript is spliced from 10 exons. The record is from RefSeq and is a predicted model, not a curated record. Gene Ontology annotation, biological process: anatomical structure development; cell differentiation; positive regulation of transcription by RNA polymerase II. NCBI's taxonomy places the organism in Eukaryota, Metazoa, Chordata, Mammalia, Monotremata, Ornithorhynchidae.
AGAUAGGGGACGUAGCCAGCGGUGGGUGGGGGGGAGGCAGAGGGAGGUUCUCCUAGAGAGGUGUCCCGGCCCCGUUUGUGGAUGAUAAUGCGUCUUUCCAAAGCGCUGGUGGACAUGGAGCUGGCUGACUACAGCGCUGCUCUGGAUCCGGCCUACACCACUCUGGAGUUUGAGAACAUGCAGGUGCUGGCGAUGGGCAGUGAUGUCUCCCCGUCCGAAGGAGUCAACCUCAAUGCCCCCAACAGCCUGGGCGUCGGCGCUCUGUGUGCCAUCUGUGGAGACCGGGCCACGGGCAAGCACUACGGGGCCUCCAGCUGCGACGGCUGCAAGGGAUUCUUCCGGAGGAGCGUGAGAAAAAAUCACAUGUACUCCUGCAGGUUCAACAGGCAGUGCGUCGUGGACAAGGACAAGAGGAACCAGUGCCGUUACUGCCGGCUGAAGAAGUGCUUCCGAGCGGGGAUGAAGAAGGAAGCGGUGCAGAAUGAACGCGACAGGAUCAGCACGCGCAGAUCCAGCUACGAAGACAGCAGCCUGCCUUCCAUCACCGCCCUCCUCCAGGCGGAGGCCCUCUCCCAGCAGAUCACGUCUCCCGUUCCGGGCCUGAGCGGAGACAUCAGGGCCAAGAAGAUCGCCAGCAUCGCGGAUGUGUGCGAGUCCAUGAAGCAGCAGCUGCUGGUGCUGGUGGAGUGGGCCAAGUUCAUCCCGGCCUUCUGCGAGCUGCCCCUGGACGAUCAGGUGGCACUGCUGCGGGCCCAUGCCGGGGAACACCUGUUGUUGGGAGCCACCAAGAGGUCCAUGGUCUUCAAAGACGUGCUGCUCCUAGGAAACGACCACAUCGUUCCACGGCACUGCCCGGAGCUGGUGGAGAUGAACCGAGUGGCCAUGCGAAUCCUGGACGAGCUGGUGCUGCCCUUCCAGGAGCUGCAGAUCGACGACAACGAAUACGCCUGCCUCAAGGCCAUCAUCUUCUUUGACCCAGAUGCCAAGGGGCUGAGCGACCCGAGCAAGAUCAAGCGGAUGCGGUACCAGGUGCAGGUGAGCCUGGAGGACUACAUCAGCGACCGGCAGCACGACUCGCGCGGCCGUUUCGGGGAGCUGCUGCUGCUGCUGCCGGCCCUGCAGAGCAUCACCUGGCAGAUGAUCGAGCAGAUCCAGUUCGUCAAGCUCUUCGGCGUGGCCAAGGUCGACAACCUGCUGCAGGAGAUGCUGCUGGGAGGCACGUCGAAUGACGGACCCCAUACGCACCACCCCCUGCACCCCCACUUGAUGCAGGAGAACAUGGGCCCCAACGUGAUCGUCGCCAACACCAUGCCCUCUCACCUCGCCAACGGACAGAUGUCCACUCCAGAGACUCCUCAGCCCUCCCCGCCGGCGGGCCCAGGUCCGGACCAGUACAAGCUGCUCCCCGGAGCCAUCGCGACGGUCGCCAAGCAGCCCGGCUCCAUCCCCCAGCCCGCCAUCGCCAAACAAGAGGUCAUCUAGCCGCCCCGCCCUGGGACCCCUUGGCCCACCGGGACCACCGCAGGGCCGGGAGCAGAUGGGUUGACUCCGGACCCCCGGAAGGUGGGGGGGGGCCCGUCUCUCGUGGACACACGCUUGACCCUGCCGGUCCAGGGGUCCGCUCCAGGAUGCCCCAACUGGACACCCGAGAACUAGAGCGAAACCGCUACGUGCCUGCUCUGUUGGGAACCCGCUGGGGGGUGGAUUGAGGGUGCACCGGAGGUGGACCAGGCCCGGAGGUUUCCUGGCAGCCUGCCUUUGCCCCCUCGGACAAUCCUCUCAAUGCCGAAGCCACCCCACUGCCUGUGCCCCCUCAACUCUCACCUCUAAGCCUAACUCCCAAGGGCUGUUGCCGGUGGGAGCUUCCCCUACGGCCUUCGUCCAGGUGGUCUUCAGCUGGCAGAUCCUCUUGGAAGCCUUGCUCUCUCCUCCUCCUCCUCCGGGGAGGCUUCGGAGCGGAGAAGACCGGACACGUGGACUGGAGUCUCUGCCUGCUUGUGUUGGGUCCCCUCCCCGCCCUAGCCCUGAUCUCUCACCCGGCCAGAGGUUGGCAUUGGCUGAGAAUGGUCCAGUCCGCUCAGGAACUGGCACGGAUCGGGCGGCUGAAGCGAUAAGCGGAAGAUCAUCCCCUUCUGCCCACUCUGGGCAUAGGGUGGGCGAUCCCUCGCACAAAUCCCUAGGGCCCGGGGAGGACCCCCUCAACCCACUCUGCCCUUCUCUCCCCCCUUUCCUGCUCCUACCACUCCUCAGAGGCUGAGAACCGGCUGUUCCCUCCUGACUCUGGUCCUCCGGCCGGUACCCAGAAAGGGGGUCCCCAUUGAUCUCCGGGGGUCGCUGAAGGCCAACCCGGGGCGAGGGGUGAGACGAGAGGGUGGAGGAUGGAGGGACGGAUGGAGCGGCGGUCCCGUGGUUGCCGUGUGGACUGACUGCAUCAGAGGGGUGGGAAGCGGGGGGAGAGGGCCGGGAGGGGGUCCCGGAGGCCAAGGGUCCGGCCCGAGUUCACCGAUCUGCCAGCGUGGAAGGGAGCCCACGCCGGAACUGGACCGGAGGUGGGAAGAAAGGCCCGAGAGAGAGAGACCUUCAGCCUCCUCUGGGACUGAAGUUGCUCUUUCCGGCACCUCUGCGGUGCUCCUGGUCCCCAGCUGCCGACAGUCCGGACCAGGUGCCCGUGGGCUCUCAGAAACCUCUGACCUCGGCCAGGCUCUGCAGGUUGGGGGAGAGGGGGUCUCCUGACAUUGUCUCCACCUCCGCCUUUGCUCUGCCUGGGCCGUUCCCGGCUCCUACCCCCAACGCACACCAGGACCGGAGUUUUGACCGGAACCGGCAGGCCCCGGGAGUGGCACGAAUCCAAGGAGGGUCCCCGAGGGAGCCACGCCCGCCUCCCCGGCCACGGGUCACCCACCCCUGUCCCUUUGGGCUGGUAAAGGGUUUGACAGGUGGAGGGGAGGACGGGUUGGGUCUCACCGCCCAGGUUGAAGCUUAGGAGUCGGAGUGCUCACGGCGGAGAAUGAGGACACUCUUCACUUCUCGAGGCCUCAGAGCCUAUAUGCCCCCUGACCCCUCUCCCCUCCGCUCUCCCUCUCUUCCCCUCCCCUCUCCUCCAGUCCUCCCCUCGCCCCCCCCCCGCCCUUUUCGGCCUCCCUCUCUCCCCCCCACUCCCCAGAGGCACUAGGGAAGGACCGUCCGGAUGGCGGGGGGGACUUGAUCGCGACGACGAAACCAAUCAUUCUGGCUAAAUUAUUUGUAAUUCUCCAUGAUCGCCUCUAAUUUCCAAAUGAAACGCAGUCGCUCCGCCGCUCUGGCACGAGGGCAGGGCUGAGCCCGGACAAAGCCGGAGGCCAGAGGCCACCCAGACUACCCCAGCCGCCUCUCCUGCCCUGCCAGCGCCGGCUUUCCAGUGGGAAAAAGAGCAUUCUCAACGGUGCUCUGGGUUUUAACAAAAGUGGGAAGGAAAGAAAUAAAUGCAAAUAACGUUUUCUAACUCUUCCUAAA